Molecule: messenger RNA, 2585 nt
Organism: Vitrella brassicaformis
Lineage: Eukaryota; Vitrellaceae
Source: the annotation of a GenBank genome assembly
AGGGAAUCGAAUGCAGCCGACAGAGUAUUGAGAGGGAAAAAUGCCACCCACGGUGGCCAAUCCAAUCCGUCAACCAAUUUUUCCUGCCCCUCUCAAACAGACACACACACACACGCAUCAAAAGGCACUUAGUUUCCUCACUCAUGGGGCAGCUAGGAAGGAAGGCACUGGAAAAACAGUCACACACUCACACACAGCCCACACAGCUCACACGGCGCGCUCACCGAUCUCCUUCUUGGUCUUGUCCACCCCGGCCCACGCUAUCCACAGAAACACAGGCCAUGUACUCGCACACCACACCACACCAACACAUCGACUGUACACAACACACACAACACACAACACAACACAACACGACAGCACAAAACGGAACGAACAGGAUAUCCAUCCAUGCAUGGAACUCUAAGAAAUGAGGCAACAAGAAGCUGGUGGUAGGUUCCUUGGCCACCCUUGGCCACGUGACGACAAGAUGAAGAGAACUGCUGUCUCUCUCACUCCCUCCCUCCCUCCCUCCACCCCUUCCCUGCUCUCUCGAGGCACAUGCACAAACGAACAUACGGAAGUGCACAGACACACGGACACAGGCCAGCCCUUCAGCUGCCUCAUUCCUCCCUGCCUGCCUGCCUGCCUGCCUGCCUGCGUGUCCGCCUGUGGUGCAUGUAUGUGUCUAUCGAUCUAUCAUGAUGGGCGCGAGCCUCACCCUCCCCGGGCACUUCCUCUUGAAGUCGUCCCAAUCCCGACAGAAGAAGUCGACCAUCAACCGCGCGAUCUGAUUCGGAUACUCUGAUCGACACAGACAGAGCACAUACAGAGGAGCAAUGAGUCUCUCUCUCUCUCUCUGUGCGUGUGUGUGUGUGUAUGUGUGUGUGUGUGUGUCGGCAGGGGGGCCCACCGCACCUUCGAUGGAGUGGUGUGUGCCGAGUAGGAAGGGCACCAGAUGGAUGUUCGGUAUGAUCCCAGCCAUCUCGUAUUGCUGGUAGGGGGGCGUCAUGGCGUCCAGAAGGCCCGUCAGCAUCACAGUCGGCGUCCGCACCUCGGGCAGUAACGCCGCCACCGAGUGGCAGUCCAACGCCUGCACACAGGACAGGCACAGGUAUGCACAAUCAUUGCACCCACUACAUUGAGCGCACCGCACCUGACAGCCGUGUGGUGUGGUGUGUGCAUCCUCUGCUCUCCUUUCCUUCCCUUCCCUCCCAUCCUCCCUCCCUCCCUCCCUCCCUCUCCCUCUUGGCACCUGUAGAAUGAUGCCGACAUUGUUUGCGUGUGACGCCGUGUUGCCAAACACAUCCGACGCAUUGAGCAGCAUCAUCCACUCGUACGUGGGUAUGCCCGUUAAGACACCCAGGGGCUUCCAGAGGUACCUCCGCAGCCAGUGGAUGACGACGCGGUAGAUGCGGAGGAAGAUGGCGUACAGAUUGGGGUAGGGGCAGAUGCCGUAGCGGCACACCCAUAUGAGGGAGUGUAGGAUGCGGGGCACCAGGGGGUUGGGCAGGUACCAGCUGAUCUGGAAGGCGCACGUCAGCGUGUGGCCCCAAUUGCCGUUGACCAGGAACAGACGCUCCACCUUGUCUGGGUACGUCGCAGCGAACUGAACGAACACGCAAGAAAAGAAGAUGAGAAAGAAUGAAGCAGGCAGUAUCACCAUCGAUCGACAUCCCAUCCACAUGCCCCUUCCCUCCCUCACCUGCAAAGCGAUCUGCACACCGGUGCUCCACCCGCCCAUUCCAUGGAACUUGGGAAUGCCCAGAUGCACCAUCAGGUCCAGCGCAUCGUCAGUGAGCCUCUCCACCGAAAACCUGACAGCGUCGCACGGGUCGUCGCUGUCGAACUGCCCCCGAUAGUCCCACGUGACGACUCUGAAGUCGUCUGUCCACACCUCGCCCUUGCCGCCCAUGCUGGUGUAGAUUCGCUGGAGGGCGGUGUGUGCUGGCGACCACAGCAGGUACGAGCAGUUGACCCCGUUGCAGAGGAGGAUGGUCUUAUCGCCGUUGCCGAAGAUCCCGUACCGCAGGUUGAGGCCGUCACGCGUUCGGAAGGUGCCCUCCUCCUGCGGCCCGAGGUGGGACAGCAGCCUCUCUUUGAGAUCGUCGACAUCCUUUAUCGGGCCGCCGUCAAAGAGCUUGCUCUGCUUCAUGCCCUCCCUGUACCUCCGAUACCGCCGCCACACGAACAGGAUGAAGCAGGGCCACAUCAGCGGGUUGAUGACGCACGCCAGAGCAGCCACGAUGGCGAUGCCGAUGGCCGUCCAGGCGAUGGUGCUGUGGAUGUGGAACACCAGCAUCGUGUACACGUAGCGGUAAGCUCCCUUGAGCCAGCCAUUGACCUCAGGCGGUAACGCUCUCCGUCGCUCCGGAUCCCUGUGAUCCUCUGCAGUCGUGUGGCCGAGGCGCGAAGGGGACACGUAGGGGGAGGGGGGAAGGGGGGAGGAGAGCAACGACACCUCAUUGAGGCGGUCGGAAGGGCUGUCUGCAUCGGCGGUCGUCGCACCAGAGUCGGGUUCAGCAGGGCUCGUGUCAUCGCUCACACGCUGAGGUGGAAGCAUACUGUGCUCAUUCGACAUGUCGGGGUCUUGCUGUUUCCUCUCU